Messenger RNA from Zychaea mexicana, 1247 nucleotides. Its product is annotated as thiamine pyrophosphokinase. The record is from RefSeq and is a predicted model, not a curated record. Lineage: Eukaryota; Fungi; Mucoromycota; Mucoromycetes; Mucorales; Lichtheimiaceae. The transcript has 8 exons. Bases 118 to 927 code for a protein of 269 amino acids. Gene Ontology annotation, molecular function: thiamine diphosphokinase activity; thiamine binding; ATP binding. Gene Ontology annotation, biological process: thiamine metabolic process; thiamine diphosphate biosynthetic process.
AAAGUGCUGGUGGCUGACUACAUAUAGUAGCUGGUUGUCGGCUUUAUUAUUCUCCGUUCUUUGUUCUGUGGGCGUUCUUUUCACCCUCACAGGUUUGCAUAUAUUUCCUUGGUCACCAUGAACGGUUUAAAGAUAAUUACGCACUGGUGUCCAUCCAACAUUCUUGCCAGAGAUUCCAAAGUCAAACAAUUUGCACUCAUCAUUUUGAACCAGCCCAUUAAACAUCUGGAAACUUUUAAUCGUCUUUGGGCUAAUGCCACUUUUCGUUUCUGUGCUGACGGUGGAUCGAAUCGACUUUAUGACACCUUUAAACAUGACAGCCACAAACUUCGAUUGUAUCUACCAGAUGAAAUUAGAGGCGAUCUUGACUCGCUGCGGGUAGAUGUUAAAGAAUAUUAUGAAAGCAUGAAUGUCAAGAUUACAAGAGUAGCGGAUCAAGAUUCGACAGACUUUGACAAGGUCAUUGCUUUGUUAAAGGAAAAGGAAGAAGAGCUUGGAAAAGUGUUUGAUAUUGUUGCACUUCCAGCACUUGGUGGUCGGUUCGAUCAGACUAUGCAAAGUAUUAAUGUGUUAUACUCGAUGAUGCAUGAAGUUGAACGGAGGACGAUUCUUGUAAGCGAUGAAAGCUUGACCGUGCUCAUGGAUAAGGGCACCCACCAUAUUCACUGUCAGCCGGAAUAUGAAGGUCCUACGUGCGGGUUGAUCCCCAUCGGCGCUCCGGCUACUUUGACAACGCGAGGCUUAGAAUGGAACUUGGAUCACCGAAAGUGUCACUUUGGAGGCAUGGUCAGCACGUCGAACUCUAUUGCUAAAGAUUUGAUAGAGGUGGAGACCGAUUCGCCUAUCGUCUGGACGAUCGAAAUCAAGCACAGCGAGGGAAAGCAGGAUGAUUUCGACGAGAGUUAUGUCGAGGAUGACGACGAAUAAGCUUAGAAUUAGAGAGCAAUAAUCUUGGUGGGAUGUCUUGGACAAAAGAAGUAAUAGAUACAGUAGAGAAAGAAGAUACCUUGAAAUCAGCAUCCUUUUUUUUUCCCACAUGUGCUGAACCUUCUCCGACGAACACAGGUAGUUUCGGAGACUCUGUUGUUUUUUUCUGAUAUACACACUUUCCCUGUUGUUCACACACUCUAUCGCACACGCACUACCCCACACACACACACACACACACACACACACAACCACUUCCUUUCUCUCGCUCAGCUCUUUCAUAAUUAUCUUCCUUUUUCUUGUCUACAUUAAUAUACAAA